AUGCUUCUAGCGUAUCGCAACGUUUCAGUCAUUGUAUCACUAUGCCUGGGCCUUUUGAUGCUCACAAGUGUGCAGGCAUAUGAGAAACUAUCGGAUGAAACCCUAAGCGCCCUUCCUCGCCCCAACUCCGAUUUCAAUAUCCACAAUGGCGCUCUGUUGUCCCCCAUACUCCAGACCCGCGUUCCUGGUACCCCGGGUUCCACAGCGGUGCUGAAUCAUUUCGCGGACUUCUUUCGAACAACACUGCCGAAAUGGAAGAUUGAGGUCCAGAACUCGACGUCUAAAACGCCAAUGUCGAAAAAAGAAGUACCUUUCAAGAACUUCAUAGCCACUCGCGAUCCUCCCUGGGCACAAAUCGGUGACGUUGAGCGCUUGACGUUGGUUGCCCACUACGAUAGCAAGAUUGAGCCAAAGGGUUUCAUUGGUGGCAUCGACAGUGCAGCGCCAUGUGCUAUGAUAAUGCAUGCUGUUCGCAGUAUCGAUGCUGCGCUGGACAAGAAGUGGACAGCGCUGCAACAACAGGGGCUCAAUGAUUUCCUCGAUGGAGAGCAUGGAAUUCAAGUGAUCUUCCUGGACGGCGAAGAGGCAUUCAAGGAAUGGACAGCCACCGACUCGCUUUAUGGUGCGCGCGCCUUGGCCACGCACUGGGAUGACCAAUUCUAUCCAGCCAUGUCCGAGUUCAAGACACCAUUAUCGUCGAUCUCGCUUUUUGUUCUUCUAGACCUGCUGGGCGCAACGAAUCCCACCAUUCUGUCCUACUAUGAGACUACUCACUGGGCAUACCAGAGCCUGGGCGAAUUGGAGAAGCGUUUCAAAUCCCUGAAGCAAUUCAAGACUUCUUCGUCGAGCCCUUGGUUCGUUGAUACCGAAAAGGAUGUCCACAAUCUCACUCCAUCGGGUGGAAUUCAGGAUGAUCAUAUUCCAUUCCUUGCCAAGGGCGUGGAGAUUCUCCAUCUCAUUGAUUUUGCGCCUUUCAAGGGAUUCCCCUCAGUGUGGCACACAAUCGACGACGACGGCGAACAUCUAGACAUGGAUACCGUUGAAGACUGGAGCAUGGUUGUCACUGCUUUCGCUGCAGAAUGGUUGGAGCUGGAAGGUUACUUCGAUCAGCCAAAAGCUGCCACAGCACGCAGAGAUGAAGAGUAUGCUGCAUCGGAGGCCAUACGUCUGAACAAGAAGACCGAGCUGUAA
This is a messenger RNA of Penicillium olsonii, 1191 nucleotides long. The record is from the annotation of a GenBank genome assembly. NCBI's taxonomy places the organism in Eukaryota, Fungi, Ascomycota, Eurotiomycetes, Eurotiales, Aspergillaceae.